Molecule: messenger RNA, 4230 nt
Organism: Spirodela intermedia
Lineage: Eukaryota; Viridiplantae; Streptophyta; Magnoliopsida; Alismatales; Araceae
Source: the annotation of a GenBank genome assembly
AUGGCUCCCGUGUCCGCCCUCGCCAAGUACAAGCUGGUUUUCCUCGGGGAUCAGUCCGUGGGGAAGACCAGCAUCAUCACUCGCUUCAUGUACGACAAGUUCGACAACACGUAUCAGGUAAUUGGUCUGAUCCUCGAGUAUGAUCUCCCUGCCGUGGGGGGUGGGUGGAUUAUCUCUCGCGGGUGUUCAUAUCCUCUCUGGCAUGUCAAGAUCUGGCUUGCUUACUUGCUUCUGUGGCCGAUCUGUUUGAUUCUUGUUGAACAUUUGUGUCUCUCUUGUUGCGAUGUUUGGUAAUCUACCUGUUUUUUUUAAUCUUAUAACUCAAUAUUGUUAGACGACGCUUUUGAUAUUUCCCUCCUCUUUCAAUUCACCGAUCUAUUCCUUAAAACCGCGUAAUUACGUUUGAUCCUAUCCUCAUGCCAUCAAUUUUCUUCGGCUUCAUCAUUUUUUCACGAUCUGAGAGGCUAUACCUGGCACAACCAUUAUGUUACCUUCUUCUGUCCACUUAACAAUAGUAGUAAGGCAGUAGCUGUUGGAAGCCGACUUAGUUGCAUUGAUUUAUAUUUAUAUUCUUUUAUAUUUUACGCGAGGAGCUGUCCUAUAUUCUGAAAUUUCUUUCUGAAUCUCAUCGAAUCCUCAAAUAAUGGAAAAGUUCUAUCCUUUUGAAAUACGUUAAUGCUCGUGUAGUUUUUUUUGCUAGUGCGAUUUAUAUAUUAUUCCCGAAAUAUUUUAAUCAAUUUAACCCACUGCUGAUUCUCAAUCUGGUUGAGAUUUUCAUUUUACCGUGUCUCAGAGAAGCAAGAUAAUUUAAAACGAAUGGAUGAUCAGUUCAAAGAGAGACCAAUAGAGACAAUAUUUCCGUGAAAUAUGACGAAUUUUCAGGUAGUUAAGGCCUCCCACAUGAAUAAAAAUAGGAAUAGAUGAGGAAUUCCCCCAUCAAUCAUUCCACAAACGAAAAUUAAAAGAAAGGAUAGUAAACACUCCGUGAUCUGUUAUAGUCCUCUCAAAAUCAUUGCCUGCAGGAGAAUCCAGUUGUUUCCUCUCCAAUCUGCUUAACUUCUUUGGUUAUUCAAAAGUUUCUGUACUUGACCAUUCAUAUAGUUACCAAGAGAACAGGUCUUCUUUUUUAAAAUUUUCACAUCUUUUCUCACUCUGAUAGUGUAAAUAUCAUCUAAAAUAAAGUAGGAUUUAUCCUUCAUUGGUUAAAAAAUGCAAACUAAUAACCCAGGUAGUGGUGCUCAUAUUUUUGUUUCCUCAGAUUUCCAUUUCUCUUCUCCUCCAUAGUAGUGAGUUCCUGCUGUUCUUUAUCUCCCACGUCAGUCUGCUAUGAUUAUAUGAAAUAUGGCUAUCACAGUCUCAUUUUCAUCGGUUUUCCUGGAUAUAUAUAUUUAUUUUUUCCAUCAUUCCCAGGACUUUGGAUAUGCUCUUUCCUUGCCACCAGCCGAAUCUUAAUGUCCAUUGCCAGUGCUCAUUAUUCUUCUCGGAGCUUCAUGGACCAUGGACCAUGGCCCAUGGUUUUCUUGUUUCCAUGUUCCAAGUUCGUAUCAUCUCCACUACUCUCCUAAUAUCCAUUAGUCUGUGGUAUGGACUAUUAAUAUGCUCACGAGGGGCUUUUUUUGAAAGUACAUACCCAGUAGGAAGAAACUAACUUGAUAUGAAUGCGUACAUUUUCUUUCAUCAUGCCACAUAUAUUUCACGUAAAGCUAUUCAUGACUCUACGACAAAAAUAUUAACUGUGUUACGGCAGAUUGCAUCGAAGAAUGAUGAUGACAGGUUGAAAUUUCAGCCCCUAUAUCUUUCUUCGUGCCUCAUUCUGUAAUCUAUCAGUAACGUGGCUAGUGAUAUUAGCAUCAUAUGUUAAUAAUAAUUAACAGAAGGGUGUGUCGUAUUCGUCUUUUGUACUAUUCGGAUAGUAAUUAGAUUGUUUUGUUUUUCGUGAAUUCUUCCUUUUCUGCUGUUCAUGUUGCUUUUUUUGUUCCGUGUGCAUUGAUGCAUCAGUACGUCAUGUUGUCUAUGUUGAAUCUCUUUCUUUGGUAUAAAAAGCUUUCUUAAUUUAAUUCUAGUUGCCAACCAUUCUUCCUUCGACCUGCAGGCUACCAUUGGCAUUGACUUUCUAUCAAAGACAAUGUACCUUGAGGAUAGAACUGUGAGACUACAGCUCUGGUACAGCGUCGUUCGGAAACCAUACUCUGAUACAAUCACUUGCUAUGUCUCGAUUUUGGAUGGUCCACAAUGUGACUUCGUUCUUGUAUGCUAUAAACAGUGCUCUUCCGAUUAUAUCAGUAAGGGAAAGAACUAUGUCUCUUUCGAUUGUUAGGAAUGUAUUAUGCCCACUAUAAAACAUGGGCGCAUCCUACACACUUUUAUUUUGUAAAUAACUAGUUCUAUCUUGCAUGCUUUUAAAUAAAUCUGCGAGGAAACAUACAUACUAAAUAAUAGGUCUGUUGCCGGAGUUCUCCUGUCAAGCUUAGGUUGACUUACCUUAUCUGGUAAUAGAUGUUUCCUAAAGUAUAUCAUCCACCUAGGUCGGUAACUGGCAGUCAGGCCGUCUCUGGGAGACUGGAUCUCUGCAUCAGACGGAUCCCAAAUGGCCGAUGGUUCUUAGCCCGAUGCACAGAUAUUUUCAAAUUCAUAAUACAUGAUGAAAUUACUUGUAGGAUGAUGUCCGCAUACUUUAGCUAGAAAUAUAUGGCCCAUCUUGGUAAACUUGUUUCAUCUUCCUCUGUGAUCAUGCGUGAUGAUGUUGUUGUUUUUAGUAACUUUUUAUUUGUUUCAGGGACACAGCAGGACAGGAGAGGUUUAGGAGCCUCAUUCCUAGCUACAUCAGGGACUCUUCCGUCGCUGUCAUCGUCUACGACGUUGCAAGUAAGAUGAUUUUUUUUAUUAUUAUUCUUUUUGCUCAAGAACAUUAAUAUUUAUUGAAUAAAAGUUGGAAAAUAUUUAUUGCGCAUCAAUUCAAAACCAAUCUUUGUGUCCAGAAUGUAAAGUAGUACAUCUUCCAUUGCAAGUAAGAUGAGUUUAUUUUAUUUUAUUUGCUCAAGAACAUUAAUAUUUAUUGAAUAAAAGGUUCGAAAUAUAUUGAGCAUCAAUGCAAAACAAAAAAAAUUGUCCAGAAUGUAAAGUAGUACAUCUUCCGUUGCAAAUAAGAUUUAUAUAUAUAUAUAUAGCAUGAACAUCAAUAUUUAUUAAAUAAAAGCUUGGAAAUACAUGCUGCGCAUCAAUUCAAUACAAUUUUUUUGUCCAGAAUGGCAGGAAGUACAUCUUUUCAGUUGCAAGUAAGAUUUAUUUAUUUUUUUAGCUCAAGAACAUAAAUAUUUAUUGAAUAAAAGGUUCGAAAUAUUAAUUGGGCAUCCAGUUAAAACAAUUAUUUUUGCCCAGAAUGCAAAAUGGUGCAUCUUCUAUCCACACUCUGGAUGAAAGUAGAUAAAUCCCCCAAAACGUAUUCCCUGCAAGCAUGGAAUCAAGUCAACGUAUUCUUCCAAUCUUUCAUCGUCGUGCAAGAUCCAGGUGUUUCUUUGACCAUUUUUUUUUUUUUGCCUUUUUAUUUUUAUUUUUCUCCCCUUUCUUCAUAUAGGUCGACAAUCGUUCCUGAACACUUUGAAGUGGAUCGAGGAGGUUCGCACUGAGAGGGGCAGUGACGUCAUCAUCGUCCUGGUCGGGAACAAAACGGACCUUGUGGACAAGAGGUAAACACACGAGUUGACUAUGGGAGAUCGUGGCCCAACUUUUCCCGCCGUCCAGUCAUUUCGCCCGCCAUGAUUUAUUUUUCGCUGAUUUAUUUUUUUUAAUCACCCAAAUCACAAUGCGGCGAACAUAUUAUGAUUAAAAAGAUUAGGAAAAAUGGGCAGAAUAACGGGCUGAAGCGCAUAUCUUGAUGGAACAGGCAAGUCUCCAUCGAGGAGGGAGAGGCCAAGGCACGGGAUCUCGGCGUGAUGUUCAUCGAGACGAGCGCAAAAGCCGGAUUCAACAUAAAGGUAAGAAAGACACCCACCCUGCUCCUCUCUCUCCCUCUCUAUUUCGCUCGCUCGCUCGCUCGCUCGCUCCCUCGUUCUCUCUCAUUGGUGGCGCCGCCCGUCUCUGCAGGCCCUCUUCCGCAAGAUCGCGGCGGCGCUGCCGGGCAUGGAGACGCUCUCCUCGACUAAGCAGGAGGACAUGGUGGACGUGAACCUCAAGACGACCAGCGCCAACUCGGCCCAGUCGCAGCCGCAGUCCGGGGGCUGCAGCUGCUGA